Molecule: messenger RNA, 6426 nt
Organism: Drosophila willistoni
Lineage: Eukaryota; Metazoa; Arthropoda; Insecta; Diptera; Drosophilidae
Product: DNA N6-methyl adenine demethylase
Exons: 11
Coding region: 569-5344 (1591 amino acids)
Biological process (GO): regulation of transcription by RNA polymerase II
Cellular component (GO): nucleus
Molecular function (GO): zinc ion binding; RNA polymerase II cis-regulatory region sequence-specific DNA binding; DNA-binding transcription factor activity, RNA polymerase II-specific
Source: RefSeq, a predicted model, not a curated record
ACAGGUAGAGACGCACGUUUCGGGCUUCCUCGCGCGCCUCUGUAACGUAAACAGAACAACGAGACAAAAACCAAAAACGUAACGUAAAGAUUGCCCCUUAUAGAAACAAAAUGCUGCAUAUAAUGCGUCGCUGCCAACGUCAACGUCGACGCCAACUGGGGCGCUAAAGUUGGCCGCUGCCAAUGUAAAAUUUUAUUACCCCAAACGCAUCCAGCAGUCGGCUUUUGGACGUCCGGACUUCACACCGCCUCGCAAGGACUAACGAAGAACAAACUUUAUUGCAAUUCUCUCGCCACAGCGUCCAAAAGACGACCCACAACUACAACAAAAAAAAAAGUAAAAACUUUUUGCUCGCGAAAACAAGACAAAAACUUUUGUUCAAAACUACGCGUAUAAUAAAGUUUUCCUCCCCUUACUGUUGCUACCCCCUUUUGGAAAGCAAAAAUUUAAAGCCUAAAACAAAAGAAAGACUCCCCGAAAGUGAAAAGUGUGCGCCAUUAAUUGAUAUUGCGUAUACGCCGGCAAAGUUUUAGCUCAACUUCCAAGACGCGCAGCAAAGAGCAGAAACAUGGCGCUAUCCAAGCGUCCAUUGACCAAAGAAACAGCUUUGGUUGAGAGCAACAACAACAAUGGUGGACAUGGCAACGGCAAAUACGAUGAACAUGACACAACCAUCAAGAGAAGGAAGCGUUGCAGCCGCGAUGAUGAAUCUACCGCUCAGACUAACAAUAACAAUAACUUACCACAAAAAAAGCGACAACUGAGCAAAAAUCAAGCCCAAUCGCAACAAAUGCCUGAAACUCCCGAAAGUCCCAGUUCAGUUACUUCGCCGGUAAAAAUCGCUGCGGCUGAUGCCGAUCAGGAUGAUGAGACAUUGAUCCGUGAAACGCAAGCAGCUCUAAAAAGCCUCUCGGGUAGUUGGCCCGAUGCCCGCGGCAAUUUAUAUCGCCUACAGGAACAGGACGAAAAUCCGCCGCCAUUUCAAAACCUCUUUGAGGAGAAACAAAAGUAUGAUGAUGCAACACCCCCAGACUCAACCCACUCGAACAAAAACGUAACUGUACCAAUUUCCCGUUUCCACAGACAAAAGGAGAAUGACCAGGCUCGCCUCAAUGCCCAUGUGGUCGAUGAGCGCGCUAAGAAGUUGCAUUCGUCCUCUUCAUUACCCAUCUCACCAUCACCCUCACCUUUGUCUUCAACGACUUCAUCAGGACUAACCACAAACACAGAAGGUGUAGACGGUCUGGAUUCGGUUACUGCAAGCAAUGUGUAUAGCCACCAGGCCGCCUCCGCCUUCAAGCCACCACCUAUCGAUAUCAUUAAAAGAAACGGGCAUCAUCUAGUGGCCAAUUAUGCCGCCGCAGCCCACGCUGUUCAUGCUCAUGCUGCCCAAUAUGAGUCUGCCGCUGGAUUGGCCUACUAUGGCUAUGCGGCAGCCGCGGCGGCCAGUCAACAUCAUAUGGAGGCUCCGCCACUUCCACCAACGUCAAGAUCAACGACAAGUUUCGACAUUGCCUCACAAUUGAACAACAACGAUAAGCCCAUGCCCGUGCUAAAAAAGGAGGCUCCCUCGGUAACGGGAACUAGUGCUAUUCCGGAUACUACCAAACAGUAUACAAUCCUUCAGCCGGCAGGCGUGGGCAGCCGUGCAGCUUCAGUGAUGCAAGAUAUAGUACGCGAGGGUGUUCUGGGUGUUCCUCUUGUAGCUACGCCGCCCACCCCCGGUGACACACCGGUCCAAUCAGCGACACCUACGCCUAGCUACUCUCCUAGUAGUCAAAAUCGCGUGUUAGCCCUGCACGAGCAAAUUCUGAAAUGUCCCACACCCGGCUGCAAUGGACGCGGCCAUGUCCAGCCGCAUCGCACUGUUCACCGCAGUUUAUCAGGCUGUCCGAAGGCAUUGCGUCGUUCGGCCCAUCGUCGACCGCUUAGCGAACCUACACUAGCAACAGCAGCAGCGGUAGCAGCAGCAGUGGUAGCAGCAGGUGAACUCCAGGAAAAGCAUGAGAAGGAGCUACAUCCUUUGGAUAAACUUAAGAUCACUUCCAAUCAGUAUCUGAACAACAACAACAGUAACUGCAUCAAUAACAAUACCAAACUUAGUGGAUCCACUGCCACAAUGCCCAUUAUUAAAUCAGAAUAUAGUCCUGUUUCCAGCAUUAAAUCGGAAUAUAACAAAUCGCCGAUGCACUCAUAUUUAAGUAAUGAUACCGCAGCAGCCAAUGCUGCUUCAACUGGUGGCAGUGCGCGAGCCAGCAGUAGUGGUGGGGGCAGUGUUGCAGGCAGUGGUGCAACAGCCCAAGCCAAUGGUGAUAACUUACAUGCUCCUCAUGUGGGUCGUUUUGUUGGCCUGCAAAGUCCGCAGCCACAUGCACAUCCCCAUGGCCACCAUCAACAACAGCAACAGCAGCAACAUACACUACACCAACAACGGGGUCCUUUUAUCGAGGGCAACGCCAGUCAAAUGAUGCCAGCGAGUAGUGCUAGCGAUGGCAAUGACCCGUCGAGCACUUAUCAUGCUGAACUCCAGCACCAACAACAGCAGCAAACGGAAGAGCGACAGCAACAAUAUGAACAGAUGCGCUACACCCAAUCACAUUCAGUAGCUAAUGGUUCAGAGCUCUUAGCUGCCAAUGGUGCUAACGGUAGUUCCAGUGAAUUGUCGCCAACUACAGCACGCUCCGGCUAUGAGCCACAUUCGCAUCCGCCCACCUCACUAAGCUCGUUGGCUUCUUCAGUGGCUCCUACUGGAUUUGCAGUCGAUUCAGUGACUGCAACUGCAUCUAGUGGUGCUGGGUUUGAACGUUACGAUCCAAAUAAUUGUUGUCCAAAUGGACAGCGUCAAAUCACAGGUACAGCGCCAGCAAAUAUGUAUCAUUAUUUGCCCCAAAGCGCCGAUGAUCUACAAGUGCAACAACAGAAAUAUCUGCAAGAGCAACAACUGAUGCUGGCUAAGGCUGAGCACGAGGAGCUGGCCAAUGGCGGAGGACCAAUCUAUCCUCGCCCAAUGUACCACUACGAUCCCACAAUGGGCCCACUACCACCUGGUUUCUCGGCCAUAAAUUUAUCUGUGAAGAUGGCAGCAGCCCAAGCGGCUGCUGCAGCAGCUGCAUAUCAAAAUCAACAGCAGCAACAACAACAGCAACAACAUCACCAGCAGCAACAACAACAGCAACAACAACAACAACAGCAGCAACAACCACAACCACACACAAAACAAAGCACAUCACCAACGCCAAAUGUGGGUGUGCCAGCUGUACCCGCAGUGGACCUCUCCGGCUCCACAUCGGUGACAUCAUCAAGUCCACACGGUUUCAACUCGCCAGCCUCGCAUAAUCAAUACACCCAGCGAAUGGGCAAUGGCAGCCCCCAGCCCGGAGCCAGCCCGAACAUAGCAAGUCCGCAAGUGCCAAGCCCCCAAGGUCAGACACUGGACCUGAGUGUGACGCGGCUUCCACACAGUAUCAUUACCAGCCCCCAGUAUGGUUCUGAUGGCUUGGUUGUAGGACAUGCCCAAGGCUUUGGCGGAACUGCGCCAGGUUCGUUGGGUCCAAAUGGUCCACCACGCUCACCGCAAAUGGAACCAGUUGACUUUAGUGGACCCCCACGUCCUCUAGGUUUCGGAUUAGUCGGUCACAUAAGUGGUCCAAGGCCGUAUAGUCGCGAAUCAACACCGGAUAGCGGUGGGUCACAUUACAUUGAGACAUAUAGGGAUCCCAGUGGCUAUUCCCCGCAUCCCGGCUACGGCAUGGUAGUGCAGUCCGAUUAUCCACCUACUGGUUAUCAUGGUUAUGGACCAGCCGCCUACCAGUGCAGUAAUCCAUAUGCCACGGCGGUGGGUCCUGGAGGCUAUCCGACGCCCGUUUCUGGUGGCUAUUCGCCCAGUCCAGCCACCUGCUAUUCGAUGCCUCCGCCACAACAUAUACCACAGCAUGAUAAGACUAAAGAUGGCUUAACAGGCUGCUCGCGCUCUGACCGCAACCAUUUGCAGUCGCACUCACAGGAACUCAAAUGCCCAACCCCUGGCUGCGAUGGCUCAGGCCAUGUCACUGGCAACUAUUCUUCACACCGCAGCCUUUCUGGAUGUCCCCGCGCUAACAAACCCAAAAGUAAGCCACGGGAUGGUCAAGAUUCAGAACCGUUGCGAUGUCCAAUACCCGGCUGCGAUGGUUCAGGGCAUUCGACGGGAAAAUUUUUGUCGCACAGAAGCGCAUCGGGCUGUCCUAUAGCUAAUCGGAACAAAAUGCGAGUUUUAGAAGCCGGUGGAACGGUGGAGCAACACAAAGCCGCCGUGGCUGCAGCUACGGCAAUGAAAUUUGAUGCAUGCACUACCGUGGGCAGUCAAGGAAUAAAGAAACCCAAAUUUGAUGAGGUCACUAUGGUUUAUCCAAAGGGUUACACUGGUGGCAGUGGAUUGGACAUCGUCAUGGGAAACGUUGGUGUAGGUGUCAGCAGCAGCAACGUAGUCACUGAAAAGACUCUGAGCACUAGUGCUGCAGCUGGCACUUCCUCAUCCUCAGCUUCAGCUCUUGUUGUGGCCAACAGUGAUGAUCUGAAUACUUUGGAGGCGGAAAUCUCUGAAUUGCAGAGGGAAAAUGCUCGCGUCGAAUCGCAAAUGAUGCGGCUUAAGUCUGAUAUCAACGCCAUGGAAUCGCAACUUAGCACCAGCGAUCGGGAGGCUUCUCCAUUGAGCAGCCAUCAGGUGACGCCUCAUCAUCAGCAGCAGCAGCGUUCUACUUCUUCUGUGGCUAUAACCUCACCCAAUGGCCAAUCACCUUUCGCCAGUGUCUCGUCGACCACAGCAACCACAACCGCAGAUAUUGGUUCAAGCAAUCCCAAUGUGGUGAAUACAAUGAUAAGCACCCAUCAUCCUACAGCCGAUGCUAAUGGUGUUCCGCCUAGUUCCAACUUAAAUAAUUAUGAAAGCUUGCGUAAUAAUGUCAUCACUCUGUUAGAGCAUGUACGCCUACCACCCCCACCACCGCCUCCGCCACCUCAUCCGUCAACCACUGGACAAGUGGGCUUGGACGCCAGUUGCACCAGCGGUGGGCAAUUGACAGGUGAGCAUACAGCCUACUCCACAUUGCUGCCACCGCCGCCACCCCCUCCACAUCACGCCUAUACGGUGCAUCAUCCCGGGAACUAUCCCCAUCACCCGCACAGUCAUCCGCAUGCGCAUCCGCAUCCGCACGAGCAUUUCGAUUCGUACAUCUCGAAAUUGCAGUCGUUAUGCGUGCCACCCGAUGUCUAUGCCCUGCCCGAUGAUGGAGGCCGACCCGUUUACAAUUCGGUGAAGCCCAGCAUGCAUCAGGACUAUGGUAAACUAAUGCCUACGCCCAUUUAAGUGAUAUAAGAAGGCGACCUUCCUCCGUUAUCCCGUCCAGGGUUAUGUAUAUAGCUAAAUAAAGAGCAGAGGGGUGAAACGACAUUUUUUUUGCCAGGAGAAAAAUUUUAAUUUAAUUUUAUAUUUCUUUAAAAAAAAUUUGCAAAGUUCCUGUUUAACAUACACAUAAAUUUUUCCCUAAUAGUGAUUUAUCACUCUGGCUACUGGCAUAUUUGAUCUAAUGUUUAAAAGCGUUUUUUUCAAAUUUUGUUUUAUUUUUCACAAUGUAAGAAAUAUUUCAGAUUAAUAGUUGGCAAAUGAACAUAUACAUAUAUACGUUUUUUAUAUACCAUAUAAACAAGAAAAGCUGUGUCCGUUUGUCUGUCUUGUCUUAGUAUCUACCAAUAUGAAAUAUUGCUGUUUUUUAGCUUUUCGGUGAUCCAUCACAUAAUUCAAAAGAAUGAUAUUGAAUGAUUUUUUUACGAAUGUUUGGUUUAGCCAAAAAAUUUAUACUGAAUCUCUGGAUAUACUUUAUACUUUAUUUAAAGUUUUUUCAAACUUUAUUCAAUUUCAAAAAUUUUUAAAUCAUAGAUGCAAAGCUUUUAAAACUAUCCCACACUCAAUCGAACCUUCUGUCUAUUGUAUGCUCCGAAAACAGAAUAUAACAUGUAUUUUUAAUUGAUUAGUCAAAAACACAGUAUUUCAAGAACACAAGCUUUUUCACGACCAACGUUAGACAGGCUCUUUGUCUUUUAUGUUAUUCCUGGUAAAUUGUUUAGCGCCAACUCCUGUACUUAGAGCACAUGAAUAUGUGCAUACAUAUAUAGAUACAUAUAUCUAUAUCAUAUAAAAAACGAAGAACCUUGAUUAGACCGUAGCUUUGAAUUAUUCCACGUUCUAGGCUCUAGGCGUCAUUGGCUUGUCGUGUUUGAUAGAAAUUGUAAAAAGUGGAUAUAAUACUAAAAUAUAUGAAAUUUUUUGUGAAUGUUUUUUUUUUAACGUAUCUAAUACUACAUAGAAUAUAGGGCAUUUGUUUUUUUUUUUUUUUUUGCUGUCGAUAUCUGAUGUCAAUUUUCAUAAAACUAAAUAAAACAAAACAAAAA